Sparassis crispa is the source of this 411-nucleotide messenger RNA. RefSeq lists its product as hypothetical. The record is from RefSeq and is a predicted model, not a curated record. Lineage: Eukaryota; Fungi; Basidiomycota; Agaricomycetes; Polyporales; Sparassidaceae. The transcript has 2 exons. Bases 1 to 411 code for a protein of 136 amino acids.
AUGUCGUACAGGGGUUGCGUGUUGCGACUCGAUUCACUCGAAACGGAUCCGAACUUCCAAGUUUUGAGAGUUGCGCAAAUUCUUUCCUCGUUUUCCCCUCCUCCUAUGCAUCUUCACAUCAUUGUGAAAUUUAUGAUCAAGCCAGUCCACCCCGAAUUCGCGAAGAUAGGCGACGCUAUUCAAUCGAUUCGUAACAUGACGGUCUUCAUCGCCAGAUAUGGUCGGUGGGCAAGGUCCGACCUUAACAUCUUUGAUAAUCACGUAUCCUUCGCCUUCGAUGCUGAACAGGAGCCUUCUUUUCCCCCUACUGCUGACCGAUUUCCUAACUUCAUAGUCGAUUUUGCGAAUGCGCUUCGGAGAAGAAGGUCGGUAUCGAAACAAGCUAAGGCAGGUCGGUUCAGCCUGUUCUGA